AAGCGAAAAUAGAGGAGACACACCCGCUUGGGACUCGCUUUUUUUUCUUAUAUAAUUUUGUUCUAUUCUGCUCUCUCUUUUUCUCUCUUACUUGUACAUCAUCUUUUUUCCCCUUUCAAAUCUUUCAUAUCAACUGUUAUAACCAACUUCGAUCCCAAUACAAACCAACAUAUUCAUGGCUUCCACAUUCACACCUCACUCUGACGAUGCAAUAGUCAUGAACACAAGUCGAAAAAACGCAACAUCCAAUGAAUCCAACUAUCUACAGUCUUUAGAUGCAGCGGUAACUUCUUUACCUCCAUUAUCGCAUCUACUCACUUCAGAGCAACAUGAGUUGGCUGCCGCUGCAGCUGCCGCUGCUGCGGCUGCUGUGGUUACUCCUGAACAACAGCACACAUCUGUACAUUCUCCAUUAUCCACAUCUUCCUCUGUAAAUAAUCUUCCUCGGUCGUUGGCUUAUGUCCCUCAACAAACCAAUGCUGCCAUGUAUUAUACACAAUCACCAUUAGUUCCCCCUACUAUCCCUUCAGCGAACAUGAUGAUGUCCUCACAAACAUCACAUCCCAACGAUGUGUUCCAUUUGGAUCCGCAGUUCCUGCCCUUGGAUGCCACUACCACAUCCAUGGCCACCAUCAACCCUUACCCUUCCAUUGCCCCAAGACGUGAACGGAACUCCAGUGUAUCCAGUACUGCUUCCUCUGAUACCAACAAAGUAUAUUCAUUUGUGGCCAUCCCUGGAACCAACCAAAAGAAGCGCCCAAGACGACGAUACGACGAAAUUGAACGAUUAUACCACUGCAACUGGCAAGGAUGCUCCAAAGCAUAUGGUACUUUAAAUCAUUUGAACGCGCAUGUAUCUAUGCAGAAACAUGGUCCAAAACGAUCACCAGCAGAGUUCAAGGAAAUGCGCAAGGAAUGGAGACGUCAAAAGAAAGAAAGAGAGGCGGCAAAGAAGGCUGCAGAUGAACAUAUGAAGAAGGAAAUUAUCCAUCAUCAUCAACAACAGCAACAGCAACAACAGUUUGCUGUUGCUGCCGCUGCUGCUGCCGCUGCUAUGCCAUUACAUCCAUUGCCACAGCAACUUGGCUCAUAUGGCAUGACGCAUCAUCAAAUCCCUUCACACGCUUCUCACUACCAACCCAUCAGCAUCUCGCCGAACUAUGGCAUGUCUCCAGGAUUACCUGGUUUUUACUAAGAACCACAGGGCUUAAAAAAAAUUGAUUUGUAAAAUUCAACUCUCAAACCACCAAAACCUUUUGCAAAUACCUUGCAGAAUAUACAUAUUUUUUUUUCUUUCUCUUUUUGCAAAGAGCCCUCUCUCCCUGAACGAUCCUGGUGUAAUAGAUCAUAGACGGAUGCUGGUCAUCAACUCCUCCUCUCCUCCUCCCCCAACCCCCCAAAUAUCUGCUGUAUAAAAAAAAAAUUACCCAUCACCAUCAAAUAUAACUUUUGCGGUCACUAAAUGCCGUACGUAACGCAACUCACAAAACUCUAUUUAAGAUUUCUGGUAUUCCUUUUCGCACCUGCUUAUUACUAAAUUAUAAAACACUGAAUAAAGUGAAUGAUUGAAUACAUCUUA
Messenger RNA from Umbelopsis ramanniana AG, 1579 nucleotides. RefSeq lists its product as uncharacterized. Bases 176 to 1195 code for a protein of 339 amino acids. The transcript has 2 exons. Lineage: Eukaryota; Fungi; Mucoromycota; Umbelopsidomycetes; Umbelopsidales; Umbelopsidaceae. Gene Ontology annotation, biological process: regulation of DNA-templated transcription. The record is from RefSeq and is a predicted model, not a curated record.